AUGACGACUCGAGAAGUUUACAGAUUUUUUAUUUUUAUUUUGAGUCCUAGUCUUCGGCGUCAAGAUGAUCUCGCUGACGGACUCCCAAAAGAUUGGAAGGGAUUAACAGGCUUUGGCGUGUUUUUCCUCUUCUUUGGAAUGAUCCUAUUCUUUGACAAAGCACUCCUGGCUAUUGGAAAUAUCCUGUUUGUUGCUGGACUUGCCUUCGUCAUUGGCCUCGAAAGGACUUUCCGCUUCUUCUUCCAGAAGCACAAAAUGAAAGCCACCGGUUUCUUCCUUGGCGGCAUUUUUGUGGUGCUGAUUGGCUGGCCAAUUGUUGGAGUCGUGCUGGAGAUCUACGGUUUCUUUUUGUUGUUCAGGGGCUUCUUCCCAGUCAUCGUAGGCUUCAUCAGAAGAAUACCUGUCCUGGGCUCCAUCCUAAACCUGUCGUUCAUCAGUGCAUACGUGGACAAAGUGGGCGAAAGCAACACCAUGGUAUAACAGUGACUUUUUUUCAACAACAGAAAGCUGUUUGACUACGGCAGGUUUUAUGAAACAACACACACACAUACGCACACUCCCAUACACACACACACAUUCUCUCCCCCACUGGACUGGUUCACGGCUCACAGUCAUGUGUUCAGAUUCCUCCCUCCUCCGGCAGCCAAAGACUGCUCUCUGUUCUAUGUGCAAAUUCACUGGUCAGCGCCACCAGUUGGAGAUGCGUCAUCAGUGCGCACCACCAGUCUGUUACCACAGGAUGGAGUUACUGACAGCACCGAAUUACAUUCUUUCAAAAAAAAAAAAAAGAAGAAGAAAAAAAAAAGCUAUCGAAACCAUCGCAGCAUCCGACACAGUGAUGGAGAAUGGAAGACCAACCAUGGUGUCACAUGACUGGAGGACAGAAAACCAAGACAAAACCAAACCCCUCCCUGAUAUAAAAACACAAGGACAGGGAGAUGAUGGACCCUCGUCCACAUGAAGCUGUUUCUGUGUCUGUGCUUCAUUUUUUUUAAUUCUUCAACCGUGAGCAUCAACAAUUCAACUGAACGCACUUUACGCCACCCAGUGGAAUAAAGUGUCUGGCACAUCUUUGUUUUUUUUUGUUUUGUAGAAAACUCUCCACUAGGGGCUAGGUCAUGGUUUUAACAUUGGUUAUCGUAGUUGACCUUGUGACCUUGUCAAGGACCAUCAGUCCAGAGACUUUAGCUGUGGACAUUAAACCCUGCUGCAGUCGUUCACACGUGUUUCUGAGCAAAUAUUGUAAUGUGAGACGGCGGACACCUGUGACCAGCUGACGACCGGUCAGACCUACGUUUGUCUGCAUGGAUUUCUGGGUCUGGGGAAGUUAAAAUAAAAUUUAAAAAAAGGUAAAUAUAUCUACGUUGUGUGGAAAA
Molecule: messenger RNA, 1376 nt
Organism: Cynoglossus semilaevis (tongue sole)
Lineage: Eukaryota; Metazoa; Chordata; Actinopteri; Pleuronectiformes; Cynoglossidae
Product: vesicle transport protein GOT1B
Exons: 6
Coding region: 1-480 (159 amino acids)
Biological process (GO): endoplasmic reticulum to Golgi vesicle-mediated transport; retrograde transport, endosome to Golgi
Cellular component (GO): endoplasmic reticulum; membrane
Source: RefSeq, a predicted model, not a curated record